Messenger RNA from Benincasa hispida (wax gourd), 390 nucleotides. The record is from RefSeq and is a predicted model, not a curated record. NCBI's taxonomy places the organism in Eukaryota, Viridiplantae, Streptophyta, Magnoliopsida, Cucurbitales, Cucurbitaceae.
AUGAAGGGAGUGUUGAGAUUUGGCAAGAAGGGUAAGUUGAACCCUUGGUUCAACGGGCCAUUUGAGAUCCUGGAACAGAUUGGUCCUGUAGCUUACUUACUGGUCUUGCCCCCAUCUCUUUCUGCAGUUCACAAUGAUUUUCAUGUUUCCAUGUUGAGGAUGUAUGUAGCAGACUCAUCUCAUGUUGUGAAUUAUGAGCCUUUGCAUUUGAAUGAGAAACUGAGCUAUGAAGAAAAGCUCAUUCAAAUCCUGUCCAAGGAAGUGAAAGUUUUGCACAACAAGGAGAUAGCAUUGGUAAAGGUCCUUUGGCAGAAUCAUCAGUUCGAGGAAGCAACGUGGGAGCGCGAGGACGACGUGAGGGCAUAUUAUCCUGAGCUUUUUCAGGACUAG